UUCACUGUCGAGAGGCCAUUUUUUUAUGUGUCCGGAUCCCGGUUCCGCUCAUUUCUCCCCUAAACCCGCUUUUAACACCGAAUAAUAACGGAUAUCACCGGCGAACGAGUCCUGGACAUCAAUAGUCUUCAUAUCAGAGAAGAAACCCACAGAUAAACCGGGGAUUUCCGUGUGCUGUCCGUCAUGAAUCCUGAAUAUGAUUACCUGUUCAAACUCCUGCUGAUCGGAGACUCGGGCGUCGGGAAGUCUUGCCUUCUGCUGCGCUUUGCUGACGACACGUAUACAGAGAGCUACAUCAGCACGAUAGGAGUGGACUUCAAGAUCAGGACCAUAGAGCUUGAUGGAAAGACCAUCAAACUACAGAUCUGGGACACAGCCGGUCAGGAGCGCUUUCGCACAAUCACCUCCAGCUACUACAGAGGAGCUCACGGCAUCAUCGUGGUUUAUGAUGUCACAGAUCAGGAGUCCUUCAAUAACGUCAAGCAGUGGCUUCAGGAGAUCGACCGCUACGCCAGCGAGAACGUCAACAAACUUCUGGUGGGAAACAAGUGUGAUCUGACCACCAAGAAAGUAGUGGAUUACACAGCAGCGAAGGAGUUUGCGGACUCUCUGAGCAUCCCGUUCCUGGAGACGAGUGCUAAGAGCUCCACGAACGUCGAGCAGGCCUUCAUGACCAUGGCUGCGGAGAUCAAGAAGCGGAUGGGCCCCGGGGCCACAGCGGGCUCUGAGAAAUCCAACCUGAAGAUCCACAGCACACCAGUGAAGACGUCCAGCGGAGGCUGCUGCUGAACACUGACCUUACAAACCACAGACACCAGCACACACACCACAGCUGAGUAACCAGAGAGAGAGACAGUGUGUGUGUGUGUGUGUGUGUGUGUGAGUGAGUGAGUGUGUGUGUGUGAGUGAGUGAGUGAGUGAGUGAAAAUGUGUGUGUGUGUGUGUGUGUGUGUGUGUGUGUGUGUGUGUGUGUGUGUGUGCGCGCACUUGAGAGUGUGUGCUUGCGUAUGAGUGCGUGCAUGAGUUUGUAUGUUAGUGACUGAGUGCUAGCGAGUGUGUGUGUGUGUGUGUGUGUGAUUGAGUGUGUGUUAGUGAGUGAUUAUGCAUGUGAGUAUUUUAAUGUGUGCAUUCAUAGGUAUGUGUGCUAAAGUGUGUGUGUGUGAGUGUGUAUGUUAGUGAGUGAGUGUGUGUGUGUGUGUGUGUGUGUGUGUGUGUGCGUGCGUGCGUGCGUGCGUGCAUACGCCUAGAGUGUGUGCAUUCGUAAGUGUAUGUGCGUGUGUCUAUGAGUGUGUGCGCAUGUGUGCUAAACUGUGUGCGUGUAAAUGUGUAUGUUAGUGUGUGUGUGUGUUUUUGAGUGCAUGCAAGUAUGUUAGUGUCUGUGUGUGUAUAUGUUAGAGAGUGAGCGUGUGUUUGCAUGAGUUUUUCAGUGUGUGUGUGUGUCCAUGUUUGUAUGCGCAUGUUUUCUAAAGUAUGUGUGCGCGAGUGUAUGUUAGUAAGUGUGUGCGUGUGUGCGUGCAUGCGAGUAUGUUAGUGUGUGUGUAUGUGUGGCUGUGUAAGUGAAUGAGAGUGUGAGUAUGUUAGUUAUUUAGUGAGUGUGUGUGUGUGUGUGUGUGUGUGUGUGUUAGUUUGUUUGCAUGCAUGCAUGUGAGUAUGUUUGUGUGUGUGUGCGUGUGUGUGGCUGUGUGAGUGAAUGAGAGUGUGUGCGAGUGUGUAUGUUAGUGAGUGUGUUUGUGUGCAUGCGAGUAUGUUUGUGUGUGUGAUUGUGUGUGUGCGUGUGUGUGUGUGAUUGUGUGUGUGUGUAUGAGUGAAUGAGUAUGUUAGUUUGUGUGUGUGUGUGUAUAUGUUAGUGAGUAAGUGUGUGUGUGGGUGCAUGCAAGUAUUUGAGUGUGUGUGUGUGUGUGCAUAGGUAAGUGUGUGUGUGUGUGUGUGUGCUUGUGCAUGUUAGUGAGUGUGUGUUUGUGUGCAUGAGAGUGUUAGUGUGUGUGUAUGUGUGAGUGAAUGUGAGUGUGUGUGCAAUAAAGACUGAGAAUAUUAAUGACAGGAUCUGCAUCUUCUGACCGGAUCAUGCACGAACACACACACACACACACACACACUGAUUUUACACACAGCCUCCCGAACGCACUUUUGGACGAGCUCGAUCCGCCUCUGCACUUCCUCUCGCGGACUUUGAAGGAAGCGCUGGACUCUGAUUGGCCGGAGCUCUUCUUCACCUCUGCCUUCAGCCUUUUCAUCAUCUUCCUCUCCUGUUCUUCUGUUCUCUGCAUUUCAACACGGCGCUCCUCUGAACGACUGCACAACUACACACACACACACACGCACACACACACACGCUAGUCGCUAACAGCAUUAUAGGGAUCGUUCACCCCAAAAUCUCAAUUCUGUCAUCAUUUACUCACUCUUUAGUCGUUUGAAAUGUUUCUGAAUGUCUGUUGAACACAAAAGAAGAUAUUUUGAAGAAUGUUGUAGCCAUUGACUUUGUUUUUCCUACUAUUGAAGUCAAUGGUUACCGGUUUUCAGCAUUCUUCAAAAUAUCUUCUUGUGUGUUCAACAGAGAAAUCUUAAUAAAUCAUUUAUAACCGCUUGACAGUGAGUAAAUAGUGCGCACGUUUACAUUUUUGGGUGAACCAUCCCUUCAUCCUCCGGUGCAAUUUUAUGUUCUACUAAUUCAGAACCAAAUCUCGUAAUCCUCUAUUAUGAAUGGGUUAUUAUUUUGUCUUAAUUAGUUCCGAUGCUCAUGUAUAUCCUGUAUAUUUGUAUACUGACAGCACAACUAUAGCAGAUUUAUGUAUAAAUAUAAACCUGUUCCCGGCUGAGUGACGGACAAACAGGAACUGACAUCAUAAUAGUCAAAGGAGCAGCUCACGCAAAAAUAGACUUUCAACCUGAUCCAAACAUGUUUAAGUAGUUUCUGUAUUGAAAGAAGAGAUAUUUUGAAGAAUGCUGGAUAAAUAACAGCCGCUGACUUCCAUAGUGUUUUUUUCUUUUCUACUAUGGAAGUCAACAUUCUUCAAAAUAUCUUCUUUUGUGUUCAACAGAUCAGUUUGGAAUGAGUGAAUAAAACUUUGUGCGUGGACUGUCCCUUUAAGACGUUACUUGUGUCACUUUCAGUUUUGAUGGAGAGAAGGCUCUCGUUUUGUUUUAUGUCACUCCAUGUUUAACUGAAUUAUGAAGGAAAGGUUUAAUAAAAUGAUUUUAACUGGA
Danio aesculapii is the source of this 3204-nucleotide messenger RNA. RefSeq names its product RAB1A, member RAS oncogene family a (gene rab1aa). NCBI's taxonomy places the organism in Eukaryota, Metazoa, Chordata, Actinopteri, Cypriniformes, Danionidae. Gene Ontology annotation, molecular function: GTPase activity; GTP binding. The transcript has 6 exons. The record is from RefSeq and is a predicted model, not a curated record. Bases 184 to 789 code for a protein of 201 amino acids.